This is a messenger RNA of Hemibagrus wyckioides, 6475 nucleotides long. RefSeq names its product GDNF family receptor alpha 2a (gene gfra2a). The record is from RefSeq and is a predicted model, not a curated record. Gene Ontology annotation, cellular component: external side of plasma membrane; signaling receptor complex. The transcript is spliced from 9 exons. Bases 2301 to 3653 code for a protein of 450 amino acids. NCBI's taxonomy places the organism in Eukaryota, Metazoa, Chordata, Actinopteri, Siluriformes, Bagridae. Gene Ontology annotation, molecular function: signaling receptor activity. Gene Ontology annotation, biological process: nervous system development.
CAGAGACCGGCUCGCUCAGACCAGCUGUGUUCCACUAGAGAACCUUCACUGAGGUGCACAACACAUUCAGAAGAAUUCAUCACUCAGCGCUGGACUCAGGAGGCCGUGUGUCCUUCAGACGAGAACUUUAAUUCACUGUGGAAACCAGCAAACAGGACCUCACCCUGCCGUCACACCACGCUACACACCUGAGCUUCUCUUCAAGCUUCAGUUUCUUCAGGAUGGUUUGAUGAUUUAAGGUCCAUGUUCAGUGAACCUCAGAAGCGCUUCAUUUCCUCUCCAGAGUGAGUUCACUGUCCUCACAAAUGGAAAAAUGCAAAGAAACAGGCGUUAAACUUAAACGUUAAUUCCUGGUCAGGAUCAUUAGCUGAUGUCACGAAAACAUGGCAGCUAGCGUAAUUCCUUUCACGUCAUUGUCUACUCGCUAGCUUCAGUGUUGUGGAAACGUGUUUUAUAAACAAUUUUCUGUCGUUUUAAUCAAAGUUGAAGAUGAAAUUCUCUCAUUGCCGGAGCACCAGACGGGGUUUGUAUCAGAACUCGGCUCUCCGAGUCGAUCGUACAGAGGGAUGCGGAAUCUCGUCACAUCGUGAGCCAUAACCAGGAGGACAAGCGCGUGAGCUUAUCGUGAGAUUUCACACACAACAGCUAAACUCAUCCUCAGACGCAGAACUGAAACUAGACGGGUUCCAGGAGGAAGUGUCUCCAUCACGUCAGCAGGUCUGGGAGAGAGUAAUUAAAGGAGCAGUAAAGAAACGUCUGCACUAAUUAACCAGAAAGUAAGGAAAGGUUGAAGAGUGAAGUGAUGCUCGGCUGUUAGCAUCGAAACCCUCGACACAUGAGGCGGGAGAAACACUCAUUAAAUUUUCAUCUGCAGGAUUAAAGCUCACGCUGUUUACGCUCCAGCUCUCAGACGCGUUAAUAAUUCAGUCUUCAUUGUAAGAAAGAGUGUUUUUGUAUUUAAUCAUUUAAUAAAGGUAUCAUCAGCACACACCGCACGCAGAAACACGGCCGCUGAGCGGCGUCCAGGACACGCCUUCACCCGCAGAGCCACACAGAGUCUGGAGGAUUCACUCAGGGGUGCCAAUACUUCUGGAGCUAGUCCUGCGUACUGCAUGUGAAAUACGUGAAGUGAAAGUGUGUGUGUGUUUAGAACACAGCCAUCAUGCUCUCUACACCUUAAAUAAGUACACAGGGGGCAGGAUUACAGAUUCUGUUCCCGACACCCUACUAAGUGCACUACAUAGAGCAUAAGAUUAGCUACACCCUACUAAGUGCACUACAUUAGGGAUAAGAUGAGCUACACCCUACUAAGUGUAUAGGGGUUAAGGUUGUAUCUUUUGCGCCCUACACCCUAUAAAGUGCACUACAUAGGGAAGUCAAGUCAAGAAGCUUUUCUUUUCUUAUAUUAUUUUAUUUAAAGUGCACUACAUAGAGGAUUAAAUUAGCUACACCCUACAAAGUGUAUAGGGGAUAAGAUUAUAGCUUCUGUGCCCCACACCCUACAAAGUGCACUAUAUAAGGAAUAAGCUUAGCUACACCCUAUAAAGUGCACUACAUAGGGGAUGAAAUAAUAAAGACAGAAUUUUCACUUUCUAGCUGAAUGACUAAAUCAAAACACCGCAUGUAGUGCACUAUAUGUUCAUUUGGGAUGAAGCCAGUCCCUCCUUCAGAGGGGCGCACACACACACACGCACGCACUCGCACACACACACACACACACACCCCAGCCCUCCAUCCUGCGCGCGCGCGCCUCUGGAGCAGAGUUGCAGGCGCGGUGGUGAGAGUGAGACGCUGCUCCGCUCCUCGCGCUUUGUUUAGAAUAAUAAUAACCUUCAUCUCUGUUCUUCUUAAAUCUUUAUUAUUUUCAUGAAUUUGUUAGUUUCUGAUUCAGACAUCUUUCGUGUGAAGGUGUUUGGAGCGCGCGCGCGCGCGGGUCAUGUCCUGUCCUCUGAUACGGAUCGCGUUCUUCAUCAUCGGCAUGUUGGGAAUCAUGUGCAGCGGAUCCCGGGAUUCUCUUCUUCUUCCUCCUCCUCUUCAUCUUCCUCUUAAUCAGGAAUAAAUAUUCAAUAAAUAUUUUUUUUUUAAAGAGAAAACUUUACAUCAGUACGGAUUUAUUACACUGGAUCCGGAUUCCGCGGUGAUGAAGAAGAUGAUGAUGAAGAUGAAGGGUCCGCGCGCGCUGGAUGCUGUUCGGGAUUUCUAACAUUUUAGAGCGAUUUCCGGGUUUGGGAAUUUAAAAACAAUUAGUAAACAUAAAAACAUUACAGCUGAGUGUGUGAGAUUUGGCUCGCGCUUCCAUCAUGCGUCUGUAUCUGUGCGGCUUCCUGCUGCUGCUGCUGGACGAUCUGUCUGUCUGCGUGUCCUCCUCCUCCUCCUCCUCCUCCUCCUCGUCCUCAUCCCCCUCUCCGGACUUUGUGGACUGUAUAAGGGCGAGUGAGGAGUGUAACCUGAGUCCUCAGUGCAGCUCUCGUUAUCGCAUCAUGAGGCAGUGCCUUGUGGGUAAAGACUGGAACUCCAUGUUGGCCAAUAAGGAGUGCCAGGCAGCGCUGGAGGUCCUGCAGGAGACGGCGCUGGUGGAGUGUCGCUGUAAGCGAGGGAUGAAGAAGGAGUUACAGUGCCUGCAGAACUACUGGAGCAUCCACAUGGGCCUGAGUGAAGGAGAAGAUUUCUACGAAGCAUCUCCAUAUGAGCCUCUGCCUCCUGUCCGUCUCACCGAUGCCGUCCGCCUGGCCUCCAUCAUCUCCAGUAUGAACACCGGUUCAGGUAAAGCUCAGUCUCACUGCUCUGACCCCAGUGGUACGUGCAAUCAGUGUCUGGACGCCACUAAAGCAUGCAACCUGAACGAUAACUGCAAGCGCCAGCGCUCCAACUACAUCAGCACCUGCACACGCAGCGAAUGCAACAGGAAGCGCUGUCACAAGGCGUUACGUCAGUUCCUGGAGCGCGUGCAGUCGCAGUAUAGCUUCGGCCUGCUCUUCUGCUCCUGCCAAGACCAAGGCUGCGCUGAGAGGAGACGCCAGACAAUCGUCCCCACCUGCGCAUACGAGGACAAGCAGAAACCAAACUGCCUGCAGCUGCGCAAGACCUGCCGCCUUGACCCCUUCUGCAGGUCCAGAUUGGCGGAUUUCCACACACACUGUCAGAUGAGCGACGACUCCAUCAGCACCUGUCCAAACGACGACUACCAGGCCUGUCUCACUGCCUACACCGGCCUCAUUGGCACAGACAUGACUCCUAACUACGAGGACGCUAAUCACACAGACUUCUCCAUCUCGCCAUGGUGCAGCUGCAGGAACAGCGGAAACCAAGAGGAAGAGUGUGAGAAGUUCCUGCGGGACUUUAGAGAGAACACCUGCCUGCGUAACGCCAUUCAGGCAUUUGGGACGGACAUCACAAAGACAACGGCAUCAACAAACCCUGAAGCGGCUCGCUCCAACCCGACUGCAAACCCCAACAUCACCAAGCUCGAAUAUGACGAAAAUGGCUUGAAGUGCAGCCCCGUAAAAGGAUUCAUCUGUGCAGAAGAGGAGGACAGCAUAGGAACCGAGGAGAAGCCUGAGUGGAGUCCCUCUAACUGGAGCAUUGGGCUGAAGCUGCGCACAGAGGCAUGGAUGCUCUCACUGCUCUUCGCUGUGGGAAACGCUGCCCUCUGAACUUCAGCUCAGCCUGAGUUCUCAACCCUGAGGGACUUCACUGGACCCUCCACCAAACUCCAGAAUCACUUCGCCUGUCUGUCUGUCCUCUCUAUACUGCAACGUUAUUUCUUCUCCAAAAAAGAUAAACAAAAGAAAAAGAAAGCGUGAGAGAAUCCUAGAGCGCAUGUCGUUCUGAGACGAGUGCAGAUCAGAACCAUGUGAGAAAAGCCACCGAUAGAUGAUGAGCAAGUUAAUGAUGAUGAUGAUGACUUCUUCACGAUUGUAGGUGGGAUGAACUGAUGAAAAAGUCUCCCUCACUUUUAUUUUUGUUAAAUCUGUACAGUGUCCUGUCUGGACUUUACCAUUUGACCAAAUUGGGGAACCAUUAACCUGUGACUCCGUGGAGAAAAAUGGACUCCUAAUGUUCUGGAAACCACCAUGAGGACAAGGAAACCCCCAUCAUGGCCUUCUACUCAUCUCCAACCUUGGAUUAAGUUUGAGAAACGUGUCUCUGCCAUACCGUUCUACAAGAACUCCAGCCUCCUGAGAAGAACAGGUGUCUGUCAGGACUUUGAGGAAUACAGGGUGCUGCCCUGGACUGAGACACAACCAUUUUUGAGGAACAUCACUAUCUUCAUCACUGACUUCCAGCCUGAAUCACACCAUCGGGAAAAAAAACUGGGGAUUACAAAUGCCCUUAAGCCCUUCUUCCUCCCUGGACCCCAAAAUAGGGUGAAGUCUCUGUUCUGACCCUGAAGACCUUUAUCGGUAAGAAAACCAGGGUUAAAUCAAGGCCUUGCAAACUUCUCCAGUCAUUCUGAACCUACUGUCUUUGAGAUAGAUUGUGUACACUUCACACUUUUACCCCAGAUUCCACCAUUCUGACGAAAAUAGGGUUCCGUCUUGACCUCCAUCUUUGACCAACAUGUCCCCAUCGUCAUUUUCCAGUCUACCUCAACCCUGGAUCACACCUACUUCAUAAAACCUGCAGCCUCAUCAUGCAUGGACACAACCAUCCAAGGCAGGGUUCCAUCCUGGACAUCACCACAUUCUGUGGAACUCAUGGGACUGUCCUGACCUUUGACCCUGAAAGCCACCAUCUUUGAGGAAGACAUCUUUGUUUUUGACCCAACAUCCAACAUCCCUGGCCUGCACCAACAUUUUUUCCAUCCUGGACACCACUGUUUUUAGAGAAACCUGGGGAACCUUCUUCAGCUGGGGGACAUGGAGUCAAUCUCAUGAUUAAUUUUUGAGAAACACUGGGUAUCAUCUGGAUGUGGGAGAAACCGGGGCAGAUAUUGGACUGUACCAUCUGGUGCAUACUCACCCCCUGGAUUCUUCAGCUCCUGACACGUUCCUCCCACCUCGGACUCCACCAUCUCUGAGCUUCAUCCCGCCAUAAAACCCUGAACUUUUGGAAUAUUCUCUCCGUGUUCUUGAUGUUCAGUCCUUCUUAGCGUAUUUGCUGUUCCCUUUUCUUAGAGGUGCUUUCGGAAUUUGCUAUGAUUAUUCCUCUUUUGUCACUCACUUUUUGUCAGUCAGGAGUAAUUACCUUCCUCGUGACGCCUUUUCUUCCCAUGUGAAGUGUUUGAAGUAUAAAUCCGCACGGCGUCGCAGCAACGUGAGAGCACGUUAUCGCUGACAGCUCUCUCAGUCCCGGUUUGCGCUUUCCUGACAGAAUUGACUCAAGUAAAGAAAAGAAAGACGAAAAAGUACUAACUAAUCGAGAGGAGUGACCACUCAGAGAGAAUUUGAAGUGGCCUUGUGAUGCUAAUGGGCCGCCCACGUGUGUAAUUUUAUCCUUUGAAAUAUGAUUUUCUUCUUUUAAAUUGUACAUAAUUAUAACGUGAAAGUCUUCAAGUCAAGAAGGAUGAUUGCGGUGAACAUUGUUAUUAUUAUAAUUCUUAUCCCGAGGUGAUUGAAGGAAACAGAGAGGAGCGUGUAAGAGAAUUGAACACUGCAUGUUUGAACUGGAUUGAUCUGGAUUUCCUGAAAAAAAAAACCCCACACAAACACACACAGGAAGAGGCAGUAACCUGGACACAAUUCCAUAAGUUUGGUCUGAAUGAUCUCACACACCUGCGCCAAAAAAGGCGGUGAAGCCCGAGGCCGUGUCCAGCGACAGACUUUUGCCUGCUGAUAAAAUUUGGGGAUGUUGUCGUCAGUUGAUAUCGUUUCAUAUAUCGUGGAACGCUAACAUAAUGGUGAAAUUCCAAACGCGCGAGUUUACGGACUCCUUUCAAACUGCUUUCAUGUCACGUCAUAUAACAUUUCUACUCUAGGAGAAAUAAUCUUCUUGUGUUUAUCCAGUUCUGUGCAAUCUAUUACGUGGCCUUAUUUUUUUCCUCAUAGUUCACGUGGGAAGAAACUCGCUCCAGAGAAAAGCAAAGGACGCUGGGUAAAGAGACGGAACACACGCAGAUCCGUAACGAAGGGAAAAGAAGCAAUUAACGUUUAUGUAAAUAUUCAUAUUAAUGCAGAACGAUUUACCAAAAGGCUUCAUCUCGAUGUCUCCAGCAUCUCUAUGUGUUUAAUCGAUGUACGCUAACGCUCCAUUCCACAGCUCUGGUGAUGUCGCAGGAAAGUCCCGACGUUUUCCGUUGCCACGGUAACGGAGCAGGAUAAACAGCUUACUUUGCAGAACUUGAAAGGAACUUGAAAAGGAAAAAAAAAUUGUCCCUUUUUUCAUAAUAUUAAAGUGAAAUAAUUCAUUUAUAACUCAUUUGUAAUUUCAUGCAUUAUUUCUCCAUGAUUGAAAGUUGUGUGAGAAAGUCUUUUUUUUGUUUGUUUGUUUGACAUUCGAUUAAAAUGAUGAAAAGCAGAAGUGUGAGUAAAGGUCA